GGCCCAGAGCGGAGUCUGCGGGGAAGGCGGAGGAGGGGAUCUGCGGGCGCCAGGGCGGGGAAGGGGUUAACUUUACACCCGCCGACAUUUUUCCUUGAGAGGAGAAAGAGGGAGCGCUCGCUGGCCCGCCGGCCGGCCGCGUGGAGCCCGAGUCCCCUCCCUUCCCUUCGGAGAAGCCGCCCCGAGGCCCCUCAGCCCGGCCGCCUUCGCUUCCCGCCCGCGUCGCGCUUCCCCGCCCCCCCCAAAUGCCUUUAAAUUCACCCGGCGAAAGGGUUAAACCUUUUCCUGAAGCGCCUCGGCGCGCGCACACGAUGCCUGCCUGCCCUCCCUCCCUCCCUCCCACCCACCGCGGCCCCUUCCCUUUUAACUUCUUUUAACUGCCCCAUAGAUGUGUAGGGCGCAUGGCGGCGGUGGCCCUUCCCCGAGGAUUCCCUGUUUCUGUUCGCCAAAGGGCAGCGAGGGAGGCGGGAACCCUGCCGCCGCCUCUGCACAACAGCCAGUCGCUAAGGGCCCGGCGGGCAUUACGGGAGGGUGGGCGAGCGGGUGGGCGACGUGAAGGUAUGCGGGAGCCGGGGCUUCCUGUGCUGCAGGGCAGAGUCGCCCUCUCCGCUCCCCGGGCCAGGCAUGGUUGUGAGCCCUUUCUGCACGUGGCUAGGUUUCCUUCCUGAUAGGCGUGUCGGCCUAAAAUGUAUGUCCCUGCGCAGAAUCUCAGAAGGGGGGUAGAGUUGGAAGGGACCGCGGGGGUCACCUGGCCCAAGGCCUUGCAGUGCAGGAGUCUCUUGCUCGACGUGGGGCUUGAACCCACGACCCUCAGAUUGAGUCUCGUGCUCUACCAACUGUGCUCGUUUGCCAGAUCUACGGUGAAGCAAAGGAUAAUUACCAGGAAAGCAUACCAACAAAUUUCCUGAAGAAGAGAAAAAGCUUCUGGUACUUAUUGUGUGGGAAUCAUGUCUGUCCGGGAGUCCUUUAACCCAGAAAGUUAUGAACUUGACAAGAGCUUUCGGCUAACAAGAUUCACUGAACUUAAAGGCACUGGCUGUAAAGUGCCUCAGGACAUUUUACAGAAAUUGCUUGAAUCUCUACAAGAAAAUCACUUCCAGGAAGAUGAACAGUUUUUGGGAGCUGUUAUGCCUAGAUUGGGAAUUGGAAUGGACACUUGUGUUAUUCCUUUAAGACAUGGAGGCCUAUCUCUGGUCCAGACAACAGAUUACAUUUAUCCUAUUGUGGAUGAUCCUUAUAUGAUGGGACGUAUAGCCUGUGCCAAUGUUCUUAGUGAUCUUUAUGCUAUGGGAGUCACUGAGUGUGACAACAUGUUGAUGCUGCUUGGAAUAAGUAAUAAAAUGACAGAUAGGGAAAGGGACAAAGUAAUGCCUCUAAUUAUCCAAGGUUUCAAAGAUGCUGCAGAAGAGGCAGGAACAUCAGUGACUGGUGGUCAGACAGUAUUAAACCCUUGGAUUGUUUUAGGAGGAGUGGCCACAACAGUCUGCCAGCCUAAUGAGUUUAUAAUGCCAGACAAUGCAGUGCCAGGAGACGUGCUUGUGUUAACUAAACCCUUGGGAACGCAGGUUGCUGUAGCUGUCCACCAGUGGCUAGAUAUUCCAGAAAAAUGGAAUAAAAUCAAGCUGGUCGUUACACAAGAAGAUGUGGAGCUAGCCUAUCAAGAAGCAAUGAUGAAUAUGGCAAGACUCAACAGAACAGCUGCAGGACUGAUGCACACAUUCAAUGCACAUGCAGCCACAGACAUCACAGGCUUUGGAAUCCUGGGGCAUGCACAAAAUUUAGCCAAGCAGCAACGCAAUGAGGUUUCUUUUGUUAUACACAAUCUUCCUGUUCUUGCCAAAAUGGCUGCAGUCAGCAAGGCGUGUGGCAACAUGUUUGGCCUUAUGCAUGGGACGUGUCCUGAGACUUCAGGAGGACUCCUUAUUUGUUUACCACGUGAACAGGCAGCACGUUUCUGCGCUGAAAUCAAGUCUCCAAAAUAUGGUGAAGGUCACCAGGCAUGGAUUAUUGGGAUUGUAGAAAAGGGCAACCGCACUGCCAGGAUUAUAGACAAACCUCGAAUCAUUGAGGUAGCACCACAAGUGGCUACUCAGAACGUGAACCCAACGCCUGGAGCAACUUCUUAAUCUAGAUGAAAUAGCUUUUUUUAAAUAGAUCUAUUCCUUUACCAUUUUACAGCCUAAAGAACUGUAAAAAAGAGAAAAAGAAACACAUUGUGUCUGAAAAUCUGGUGGCCUUAGGUCAGUUUGAGUGGAUGCGUUUAAUAAAAUAAAACCCAUUGCCUUUUUUCCUGUUACAUUAACUGAAGAUGCACCUAAUCUUGAGGCAGCUUCUGAGUUGAGAAUUAUAUUGUUAUCCAAUACUGUUGAUUCAUUUUGAAUCUUUAGACACUUAUCUCUCGCCGCAUAGGCUCUUUUUAAAAAAGGUGCUUUCACGUAGCACAGACAUUACCAAUAGUGGUGUCAAAUAGCAGUUUAUGUCCUUUUUCACUAUGUGUAUAUUUAUCAUUAGGUCUAAUUUCAGAUGCCUUGAAUGAAAUUCCAGGAAGGCAAUAAAUUUGAUAAAGUGAUGCACAGAGCUUUUAUCCAUUAGCCAAGAGGGUUGCAUGUCUACAGUCAAUCUUUGAUUUGUAAAAGUCUUAUCCGUGCGCAUCUAAAACCCUGGACAUUGCUUGGUUAUACAUUCUGCUAAAAACAAGCAAGUGCUGACUUUGCAUGGAAGCACUUCAGAGUUGAAGGGAAAAAAUAAUUUUCUUCUUUGUAGAUCAGACAAUAUUUACCUGUAUUAUCAAUAAUUGUUUCCUUUAUUGAUAGCAUAAAUGACAAUUCUCAGUUUUGCAAUGUGAUUGGGUGUGCUAUAGAGCAACAAGGUAUCGCCAGCCAAACAGGUUAUUGUAUAAUCAUUUACAAUUCACUAUAUGAUUAACUACACAAAUAAUUUUUAAAUAUAACCAAUUUAAAAAACUGUUUUGUGGAUGGUAGUGUUUAAUACAUUUUAUAUUUUGUAUAGUGAUUAUUAUAAAUCUUUUUGUUUUUUGUUUUCUUAAAUCAGCUGUCUAGUAUAAUGCCUAGUAUUUUUGUUCUCUGCUCAAAAUUCAUUUUUGUGCACGCUUUUGUGAUGUGUUUAAUAUCUGCAUUGCCAACAUUUCAGCCUGAACUUAAGCUUAUUAUUUGAAUAAAUAUUUAAUUUUUUUACUGCUCUUGUACAAAUCGAUGACUUUUAACAUUUUAUGCCUAAGCUUACUGUGGGUGAAAGGUGGCGAGUAGGUUAUUAUGCCAUUUAGAAUUAUGGUAUUGACAUUUAAUAAUCCGUGAGAAGUGAAAGCAGUUAUAUCCAAUAGCUAUUUUGGAGUUAAAUUGCCUGUAAAAGUGCAAUCCUAUACUCGUUUACCUAGGAGCUCCAGUGAGCUCAGUGGGACUUGUAUUCAGAAAUAGACAUGCAUUGGAUUAUAAAUUCUAGAAUGCGGCAUCUAAAGGGGGUUCAUUUCUUUUCAAGAGAAUGAAUGUGGAAGCCAUAGGGCUGCAUACAGUUAUGGGUGAGUUGGCUAAAUUACAUCCUGCCAUUAUAAAGAGGGAGGAUGGAGAGUAAGUUCUAUAGCUUAUGGUUGGAAAAAUAAAUGAUUUCAAAGGAGAGGUAAGACUGAGGGUGAUUGGUGCAUGUGAGUGUGGUUUAUCUCACUCACUACUGGCAUGCAGCUCUUUUGCAAAGGCGGGUAAGUAACCAAUGUUUUAAAAAUAUUCUAUAUUGAAUACCAUAUACAGUGGUCCCUUGACUUACGAAUGACUCGACAUCCGUAGGUUUCGACUUACGAACGGGACAAAUGGCCGCACGCUUACGAAUUUUUCUACAUCCGAACGGAAACUGUUGGCGGUUUUUUAUGCGGUUUCCUCGACUUACAAAUUUUUUCGAAUUUUUUUUUCCUAUGGGAAGCCGCGCUUUGACUUACGAACUUUUCAACCUAUGAAUGUGCAUUCGGAACGGAUUAAGUUUGUAAGUUGAGGGACCACUGUACAGGACAGUUAAAAGAAAACUACAAAAUGGUGUUGGAAAGUAUUUCCUAAGACCCAAGCCCCAGAGGAGGCUUUAAUUUUAUUCU
Zootoca vivipara (common lizard) is the source of this 4096-nucleotide messenger RNA. RefSeq names its product selenophosphate synthetase 1 (gene SEPHS1). NCBI's taxonomy places the organism in Eukaryota, Metazoa, Chordata, Lepidosauria, Squamata, Lacertidae. Gene Ontology annotation, molecular function: selenide, water dikinase activity; ATP binding. Gene Ontology annotation, biological process: L-selenocysteine biosynthetic process. The record is from RefSeq and is a predicted model, not a curated record. Gene Ontology annotation, cellular component: cytoplasm.